This is a messenger RNA of Alternaria atra, 270 nucleotides long. RefSeq lists its product as uncharacterized. Gene Ontology annotation, cellular component: intracellular anatomical structure. The coding region runs from base 1 to 270 and encodes 89 amino acids. The record is from RefSeq and is a predicted model, not a curated record. Lineage: Eukaryota; Fungi; Ascomycota; Dothideomycetes; Pleosporales; Pleosporaceae. The transcript is spliced from 2 exons. Gene Ontology annotation, molecular function: Atg12 transferase activity. Gene Ontology annotation, biological process: macroautophagy; protein lipidation; protein modification by small protein conjugation.
AUGACUACGUUGUACGAGUAUCUAGUCCCGCCGCAGUUCAAGGCCCAGACAGAGAACGUUGGUGUUAUUGGAGCCAUCACCAUCACUGACCACCCGGCUACCAACAGACCUGUGUUUUUUAUUCAUCCGUGUCAGACGGCCGAGGUGAUGGAGGCCUCUAUUGACAGAAACAUUACAGCGGAUGAGUAUCUGAUGGUAUGGAUAGGAGCCAUGGGAAAGGCUGCUGGCUUGCAUGUACCUCUACAACUAGCAAGACCAAACGAUACUUGA